Molecule: messenger RNA, 2825 nt
Organism: Siniperca chuatsi (mandarin fish)
Lineage: Eukaryota; Metazoa; Chordata; Actinopteri; Centrarchiformes; Sinipercidae
Gene: tmem165
Product: transmembrane protein 165
Exons: 6
Coding region: 203-1123 (306 amino acids)
Biological process (GO): manganese ion transmembrane transport; Golgi calcium ion homeostasis; calcium ion transmembrane transport
Cellular component (GO): Golgi apparatus
Molecular function (GO): manganese ion transmembrane transporter activity; calcium ion transmembrane transporter activity
Source: RefSeq, a predicted model, not a curated record
UGUUUCGUUUGGUCCUAAACUCGGCAGCAAGAUUCUGAGCUGCCUCGGUCGGUCUGAUCGUGACGUGUAUUACCGAGGACUUCCUCAAAAUGUGCAGGUUGCUAAUAUGAAGUUAGCCAGUUUUGUUGCCGAUUAUAUUAAGUGAUUCGCGCAAGACAAAUUAAAGCGCGAACUGUCUUUGGUCGGUGUUUUGUAAGCAAUAAUGCAUCUCAUGGUCGGCGGAGGAGACGGACGGGCUGAAAGAAAUGUGAUGUGCGUCUUGUUUCCGCUCGCCGCCGUGUUUUUGUUGUCGGUCGGAGUUGCUGCUGUUCCAGAGGAGCGCCAAGUAGCUGUCCAAGAGCAACCCCCACAAGAGAAAGCCUCAAGUCCCCAUCCAGUAGGCCCAGUAGUUUCUGAAGAUGACUCCAGCAAAAGAAACCUGGGUUUCAUCCAUGCCUUUGUGGCCUCUAUCUCUGUCAUCAUCGUCUCUGAGUUGGGAGAUAAGACAUUUUUCAUUGCAGCCAUCAUGGCCAUGCGUUACAACCGUCUUACCGUGCUGGCAGGUGCUAUGCUGGCCCUGGGAGUCAUGACUUGUCUUUCUGUGCUGUUUGGCUAUGCCACCACCAUCAUCCCUAGAAUCUACACAUACUAUGUGUCCACCGCUCUGUUUGCCAUCUUCGGUGUUCGCAUGCUUAGAGAGGGGCUGAAAAUGAGUCCAGAUGAAGGCCAGGAGGAGCUGGAAGAGGUGCAGGCAGAGAUCAAGAAGAAGGAUGAAGAGCUCCAGCGGUCCAAGCUGGUCAAUGGGACUCAAGAUGUGGAGGCUGGAUCAGGGACCACCGUGCCUCAGGGAAAGUGGCACAGCUUCAUCUCACCCAUCUUCAUCCAAGCUCUCACCCUCACCUUCCUGGCAGAGUGGGGGGACCGCUCGCAGCUGACCACCAUUAUUCUAGCUGCCCGGGAGGAUCCAUUUGGAGUUGCAGUGGGUGGUACACUUGGACACUGUUUGUGUACAGGACUGGCAGUGAUAGGAGGGAGAAUGAUCGCCCAGAAAAUAUCUGUCAGAACAGUUACAAUCAUUGGAGGGAUUGUUUUUCUGGCGUUUGCCUUCUCUGCCCUGUUCAUCAAGCCAGAUGCUGGAUUUUAAUUGGACGAAAGACUUUCAGGUCUACUCUGUACAUACGUGUAAAAUUUGGUUAAGUUGCUGUAGAGAGACUGUAGUUUUGACUCUGUAUGUGUCAAGAGAGCCAGAGUCUCGUCCUCAUCUCCUAGCUAGCCUCUGUUCCAGUGCAGUCUGUCUCGACGUUACUUUGUUAGCAUUAAAUAAUAUUUCCUAAGAGUCUUAAUCUUCAAAGCCUCAUGGGAGGUGUAUAUGUUGAAUGCUAACUAAUCAAUGCUUUAUCUGUAUCAAGUACAGAAACUAGAUACCCAUUAGCUUACAACAGAAAACCCUGGAAACUUUUCAGAAAGUAUGAAGUAAAACCCUCAAUGAGAAGAAAACAUUGAGUUACAGAGGUUAGCUAGGAGAGGGGGGCAGGACUGUAGCUGAGCUGUAUUCUCAUCACAAGGUGUGUGUGAGAGAGACAGAAGACUGGAUUGUUACUGAUUGCUGCCCAUCUCUAAAAGGUUCUGUGGCUCAGAAACAGAGCCUGACACAAAGUACUUCCCUACCACUCAGCCAUCUCAGUUAGACACUGAGUCCGAAGAAAAACAUUUUUUUGCCUUUUUUGUUUUGUUUUUAAAUGCUAAAUGUUUUUGGGUCUAUUUAACAUGAGGCCAGGUGCUGUCAGGUGACUGUUGACAGAAUAGUAACCCUGGACCGAGAUGCCAGUUUCCUCUUACAGGAGUUGGCUGGUGUUGAUUGGUUGUUUAAUCCACCUUCCUCUCUGGGUGACACUUUUUACUACAAUGUAUUCAAAUUGCAUAAUAAAUGGGGCUACUUUCUGUAAGAUUUUAAUUUCCCGCUGUGAGAGAAAACACAAAAAACAGAACCAACAGCACAUAAUUAAGAAAUAGUUUUUGAGAUCUGAUUUAAGUUGAGAUUUUAUUUGAGGCAGAGCAGUCAUCGAAAUAUUUCCCUUAGUUAAUCCUGUGUUUCACAUAGGAGCGGUCUUUUAGAGAGACAGGAACCUAAACCACUAGAAUACCUCUGCGUCCAGGUGUCGCCAUACCUAUGUUGGAAUACCUGUGUAGGUACACUACCCAGAGAGCUACACCACAGCUUAAAAUUGCCUGUGUGCACCUCUUCAAAAUCCUAAUCAUAUAUUGGAGAUAUUGAUCGAGGUACUUCAUAUUUCCGAUAGUGAACAAAACAUGAAUCGUGUUGAAGGCCAAUAAUCACCUCCACAGAUUCUCCCGCACUGGUUAACUCUUCCUCAGUGAUUAAAGCCAUUUCUGGUAUGAACCUCACUGUCUCCAUUGUUACAGCCCCGAAUCACGAAAUCAGGUACAGGAUAGAUGAGUCACCAACAUGUAACUUAUCCUUCAAACUUACAGUAUAAGUCACUCCUUCUGCCAUAAGCAGCUGUGUUGUAGCUACAGUGACACCUGAACACGGCAAUGUAAUUGAAGUCUACAUUUCACCUUUUAUUUAAAAUGGUAUCUAUUUAUUUAGCUUCAUUUUCUGUCCUUUUUUUUUUAAGCACAUGUACUGUAGAAACAGAAAGGGUGAGAGAGAGGUCAUUACACACAAGGAAUGGAAAUAUUUUUUUAAGUGAACAGGUUAAAGCUGCAUUGUCAAUAUUUGACAGGCUGUGCCCAGCUGUGAAAUACUUCUGUUUGUGAUACAGGUUGGUUGAGAUGCCUAUGAAUCUAAAAUGCUCAAUAAAAAUGUUUCAUGUGUUGUCUGA